AUGUCCAAGAGAGGAGCGACAGUUGCCGACCAGGUCGUGAAGCUCAUCGUGGGCGCCGGGCAGGCCAGCCCGAGUCCGCCUGUUGGUCCUGCGCUGGGUAGCAAGGGUGUCAAGUCGAUGGAUUUUUGCAAGGAGUUCAAUGCAAGGACAGCACACAUCAUCACCGGCACGCCGAUGCCUUGUCGAGUCACUGUCCGAGGCGACCGAUCAUUCCACUUUGACAUCCGCACACCUCACACAUCUUGGCUUCUUCUCAACGCCGCCGAGGUGCCGGUCGGCAAGAAGGGCAAGCGGAAGGGCGCAACCAACCCCGGAAAGGAGACGGUCGGCACCGUCAGCUUGAAGCACGUAUACGAGAUCGCCAAGAUCAAGCAGACGGAAAUGCGUCUAUCGGGUCUCAGCCUCGAGGCCAUCUGCCGCUCCGUCAUCUACCAGUGCAAGUCCAUUGGUAUCAACGUCGUGCCAUAG
Messenger RNA from Colletotrichum abscissum, 468 nucleotides. RefSeq names its product 50S ribosomal protein L11. Gene Ontology annotation, biological process: translation. The record is from RefSeq and is a predicted model, not a curated record. Bases 1 to 468 code for a protein of 155 amino acids. The transcript has 2 exons. Gene Ontology annotation, cellular component: mitochondrial large ribosomal subunit; ribosome. Gene Ontology annotation, molecular function: large ribosomal subunit rRNA binding; structural constituent of ribosome. NCBI's taxonomy places the organism in Eukaryota, Fungi, Ascomycota, Sordariomycetes, Glomerellales, Glomerellaceae.